Penicillium lagena is the source of this 1314-nucleotide messenger RNA. Its product is annotated as actin-related protein 3. The coding region runs from base 1 to 1314 and encodes 437 amino acids. Gene Ontology annotation, biological process: Arp2/3 complex-mediated actin nucleation. Gene Ontology annotation, cellular component: actin cortical patch; Arp2/3 protein complex. Gene Ontology annotation, molecular function: actin filament binding. The transcript has 4 exons. The record is from RefSeq and is a predicted model, not a curated record. NCBI's taxonomy places the organism in Eukaryota, Fungi, Ascomycota, Eurotiomycetes, Eurotiales, Aspergillaceae.
AUGGCGUCCCAAACACCGGCCGUUGUCAUGGACAACGGCACCGGCUAUUCGAAGCUUGGAUUCGCCGGCAACGACUCCCCUUCCUUUGUCUUUCCGACCGCAAUUGCCACCAAGGCCGGUGCUGGAAGCGCUGGAAGCUCCGGGAGCCGGCCGGCAGUUGGGAACAAGCCGUCGUUCCUGUCGAGCGGCGGCGGGGCCAGCUCGCACCUGUCCGGGAAGCGUGGAACCGAGGACCUGGACUUCUUUAUUGGCGAUGAGGCCCUGGCUGCAGGCAGUGGCCCUGGGUACGGCGUCAACUAUCCCAUCCGGCAUGGACAGAUUGAGAACUGGGACUAUAUGGAGCGGUUCUGGUCGAACUCCAUCUUCAAGUACCUGCGUGUUGAGCCCGAGGAUCACUACUUCUUGCUCACGGAGCCGCCGCUGAACCCCCCAGAGAACCGUGAAAACACCGCCGAAAUCAUGUUCGAAUCGUUCAACUGCGCCGGUCUUUACAUUGCCGUGCAAGCAGUACUGGCCCUUGCCGCAUCGUGGACAUCCUCCAAGGUAACCGACCGCUCACUAACCGGAACCGUGAUCGACUCGGGUGACGGUGUCACGCACGUUAUCCCCGUCGCUGAGGGCUACGUCAUUGGAUCUUCGAUCAAGAGCAUACCCGUCGCCGGCCGAGACAUCACCUAUUUCGUACAGAGCCUGCUGCGGGAUCGCGGCGAGCCCGACAGCAGCUUGAAAACGGCUGAGAAGGUGAAGGAGGAGUACUGCUACGUGAGCCCGGAUAUCGUCAAGGAGUUUGCGCGGUACGACCGCGAGCCAGAUCGCUUCCUGAAGCACACCGUCACCUCGCCCAACGGGCGCAGCGUCUCCAUUGACGUCGGUUACGAACGCUUCCUGGCUCCCGAGAUCUUCUUCAACCCCGAAAUCUACUCGUCCGACUUCCUGACCCCGCUGCCUACCGUCGUCGACGGCGUCAUCCAGUCCUCGCCCAUCGACGUCCGGCGAGGCCUCUACAAGAACAUUGUGUUGUCUGGUGGUUCGACCCUCUACAAAGACUUCGGCCGCCGUCUCCAGCGCGACAUCCGGCACCUGGUCGAUGCUCGUAUCCGUGCCUCCGAGGCUCGCAGCGGCGGUGCCAAGAGUGGUGGUCUGGAUGUGGCCGUUGUCACGCACAAGCGCCAGCGUCACGGCCCCUGGUUCGGAGGCAGCCUGUUGGGCCAGACGCCUGAAUUCCGGAGUUACUGCCACACCAAGGCUGAGUACGAUGAGAUCGGCCCCAGCAUCGUGCGGAGAUUCGCGCUCCUCGGUGGCCCGGGAACGUAG